AAAAUAUAUUGACUGUGUAACUGGUCAAUAAAAAUUGAUAGUUUUCUUAAAAGGGCCUGAUUAUUUGCAAUAUGGACCAACAGACGAUGAGAUUGAGACUAUUUUCCUCCAAAAUGCCUAUCGUUUUGUACGGCAUCAACACUAGCUGCGCGGUUAGGGCGGUAUUGAUGACCGCCGAGGCUUUAGGGUUAAAGUUGGACUUCAAGGAAGUGAAUCUGGUCAAAUUAGACCAUCUGAAGCCGGAGUUUUUAAAGAUCAAUCCUCAACAUACAAUACCCACAUUAGAUGACGACGGAGUUAUUUUGUGGGAUAGUCACGCGAUAGCGGCGUACUUGGUUGGCAAAUACGCCAAGGACGAUUCCUUAUAUCCCAAAGAUCUGGCCAAAAAGGCUCUGAUCGACUCCAGGCUGCAUUUCGAUACGGGCUACGCUUUCCCAGCGCUACGGGACCCUGUGAGGGCGAUCAAGUUGUACGGCCAGCCUCCCGGUCUAACUGACAUUCAAAAGCGACUCAUAUUGGAUGUUUACGAUUUCCUAAACAAAUUUCUGGACAAUCAACCUUGGUUGACUGGCGACUCGGUCACCAUUGCCGACAUAUGCUUGUUAGCGACUAUCACGUCGCUUAACACAGUCGUACCGGUCGACGCAGCCCUGUUCCCGAAUGUGGUUAGGUGGUUGGAGAGCGCUGAGAAGCUGCCUUUCAUAAAAGUCAACACACCAGGCCUAGAAGUUUUUGGCGCUAAUGCUAAAAAUACAUUCGCACUGUGUUCCGUCAGCAAUAAGCACAUAUCUAUUGAUAAUAGGGUGGCCCUACUAAGGGCCGUGCUGCUUACCGCGAGGGUGCUCGGCGUCACCCUCAAAAUCAAGAAGGUAGACCUGUGCAAGAACGAGCAAUUGUCACCUUCUUUCCUUAAGAUCAAUCCGCAACAUACUGUACCAACCCUAGAAGACAACGGCUUCGUGAUCUGGGAUAGCCACGCCAUUAUAGCUUUCCUUGUCGGCAAAUACGCGCAAGAUGACUCCCUCUACAGCCGCGACAUCAUGCAAAGAGCGUUGAUCGAUCAGCGACUCCAUUUUGAUACUGGCGUGAUCUCUCAUUUUACCAGAUCGAUAUUGAACCCCAUGUUGUACGGGAACGCCGAAAUCGACAUCAAUAAACACCGGGAAUCUAUCCUAGAGACUUACGGGCUAAUGGAAAAAUUCCUCAGACGCAAUAGAUGGAUAGCGGGAGAGAAACUAUCGAUUGCCGACCUGAGCCUGAUACCGUCCAUCACGUCGUUGAACGUGGUGGUGCCCAUAGAUUGUACGAAAUUUCCCAAGCUGACACAGUGGAUCGAGAAUGCGGAAACCCUUUCAUGCUACAUGGAAAACGAAAACGGACUCAAUCAACUGAGAGCGUUGUUGAAAAUGGUUCUUAAAUUGUUCAUGGUACUUGGCAGUCCUCCGGUAAACGCCGUGCUCAUGGCGGCCAAGGCUUUGAACUUGGAACUCGAACUACGCGAAAUAAACUUCGAAAAAAAGGAGUACUUGUCCGAGUCUUUUCGUCAGUUAAAUCCCGCUCACACGGUGCCGACUUUAGACGACGACGGCUACGUGGUGUGGGAUAGUCACGCCAUCUUGUGUUAUGUGGCUGAAAAGUAUGACGAGUCGGGUAUUUGGUACCCGAAGGAAUUGGAGCGCAGGACUCGAAUUAAUCAAAUCCUCAACUUCGACUGCGGUACCGUUUUCCGCCAUUUCAGCGACGCUGUGAGGCCGUUGUUUUAUGAUGGAGCGAAAAGCAUCGAACCCGCGAGGCUAGAAAAGUUGGAAGAAGUCUACGAGAUCCUGGAAAGGAUUUUAGAAAAGUCGCAGUUUAUGACUGGCGAUUCGGUGACGAUCGGUGAUGUUAGUGUUUUAUCCACGGUAACCAUGGCCGAAUUAGUUUUACCGAUCGGUAGCCAACGGUUUCCCAAACUCGACGCUUGGCUACGGCAGAUGAAAGACAAGGAAUUUUACCAAGCAGGCGUCAAGGGCAUUUUUUAUAUGAAAAAAGGUCUCGACGUUGUAACGUCUCAAUAAAUAAAUAAAUACCACUAGGUUCUGUAUUUUUAAUACAUACAUUCGCUUGGAACUGGAAUUCCGAUCCACUACGUA
Messenger RNA from Cylas formicarius (sweet potato weevil), 2132 nucleotides. RefSeq lists its product as uncharacterized. The transcript is spliced from 11 exons. Gene Ontology annotation, molecular function: glutathione transferase activity. Gene Ontology annotation, biological process: glutathione metabolic process. Bases 72 to 2057 code for a protein of 661 amino acids. The record is from RefSeq and is a predicted model, not a curated record. NCBI's taxonomy places the organism in Eukaryota, Metazoa, Arthropoda, Insecta, Coleoptera, Brentidae.